Messenger RNA from Penicillium cataractarum, 1725 nucleotides. RefSeq names its product GMC family oxidoreductase. The record is from RefSeq and is a predicted model, not a curated record. NCBI's taxonomy places the organism in Eukaryota, Fungi, Ascomycota, Eurotiomycetes, Eurotiales, Aspergillaceae. Gene Ontology annotation, molecular function: flavin adenine dinucleotide binding; oxidoreductase activity, acting on CH-OH group of donors. The transcript is spliced from 6 exons. Bases 1 to 1725 code for a protein of 574 amino acids.
AUGGCCUCGGAGAGCAAACAGACCUACGAUUAUAUCGUGUGCGGCGGUGGUACCUCUGGAUGCGUGGUCGCCGCCCGACUCGCUGAGAACCCUGAGAUCAAGGUUCUGCUUCUGGAAGCUGGACAGCAUAAUAAGGACUUGGAGAAUGUGCAUAUGGCUGGAGGAUGGUCGAACAACUUCGAUGCCGAGACAGAUUGGAAUUUCGUUACCCCACCUAUGGCAGGCGUCGACAAUCGCCAGGUCAAAUUGAGUCGAGGCCGGUUCCUCGGCGGUUGCAGUGGUUGCAAUGGCACUCUAUGCAUCCGUGGCUGCAAACAAGAUUAUGAUGAUUGGGGUCUGGAUGGGUGGAGUGGAGACGAGUUUUUCAAGUACAUGAAGAAGGCCGAAACCUUCCAUCCCAAGUCCUGGCAUGAAGCUGAUAAGGAGAGCCAUGGAUACUCUGGGCCGCUGCACACGGAGCCUCACGACCUGGCGCCAAUCUCAAACCUGCUACUCGAAUCUUUUGUUUCGGAAGGCAUGCCACUAAAUCACGACAUGUUCAGCACUGGCGAUGUGCCACACGGUUGCGGCCAUGUGCCUCGCACAGUUUACAAUGGAAUUCGAACAACCGGCGCUGAUUUCGUGACCAACAAGAACAGCCGUGGAAAUAUUACAAUUCAAACCGACACCACGGUUGAUAAAGUGAUCUUCACUGAGCAGGGCGGGCAACUUCGUGCAUCUGGUGUUUCUACAAAGACCGCCGAUGGUAAAUCAAAGAUCUACCAUGCGCGAAAGGAAAUCAUCAUUUCGGGAGGCGCAUACUGCAGUCCUGCAAUCCUUCUCCGUUCGGGUAUCGGACCAAAGGAAGAGUUGGCCAAACAUGAUAUCCCAUGUACAGUGGACGCUCCUGGAGUUGGAACAAACCUCAUGGAUCAUUUGAUCGUCUUCAUGUUCUACGAAACCGAAAACGCCGGACUAACAACCGACCACCAUGUAUACCACGAUGACAACUUCAACAAAACAUACGCAGAAUGGAAAGAGAAAAAGAGCGGCUUCCUCUCAACCUUCCCCUUCGGCGCCUUCGCCUUCGCCAGACUAGACGAUCGCCUAAAAGACGAACCGCUCUGGAAAAAGGCACCUCGUCAAAUCGGCAGAGACCCAAUGGGCCUAACCCCCAAACAACCCAACAUUGAAUUCUUCACCACGGAAUGCUACGGUGGACCGAAGCAGUACGAUCAAUUCCCCAUUGAGCAUAAGCACGCUUUCUCGAUGAUUGCGGAACUCUUUGCGCCUAAAUCUCGAGGCUCGGUUACGUUGAAGUCGGCGGAUCCGAUGGAGAAUCCCAUCGUUGAUUGCAAUUAUCUUGCUGAUCCGCUGGAUGUGCUGGUUCUCAGUGAGGCAUGUCGAUUUGGUAAUGAGAUCGUUAUGAAGGGAGCUGGUACCAAGGAUAUUGUUAAGGGAUCGUGGCCUCCCAAUUUGUCUCAUCAUACUUACAAGACGAGAGAGGAAUGGGUUCCGUAUGUCAAGGAGCAUGCUACUACAUGCUAUCAUGCCGCAGGAACAUGUGCUAUGGGCAAGGAAGAUGACCCCAUGGCUGUAUUGGAUGAGAAAUUGCAGGUUCGUGGUGUUGUUGGCUUGCGUGUGGCCGAUUGCAGUGUUAUGCCAGCGCUACAUGGAGGUCACACCCAGAUGCCGGCGUAUGGCAUUGGCGAGAAAUGUGCCGAUUUGAUUAAAGAGACAUGGUGA